This is a messenger RNA of Aedes aegypti (yellow fever mosquito), 1705 nucleotides long. RefSeq names its product charged multivesicular body protein 7. Gene Ontology annotation, cellular component: cytoplasmic side of plasma membrane; multivesicular body; ESCRT III complex. The coding region runs from base 151 to 1587 and encodes 478 amino acids. The transcript has 3 exons. Gene Ontology annotation, biological process: late endosome to vacuole transport via multivesicular body sorting pathway; vesicle budding from membrane. The record is from RefSeq and is a predicted model, not a curated record. Lineage: Eukaryota; Metazoa; Arthropoda; Insecta; Diptera; Culicidae.
UCAGUCAGCAGCGGGGGUGUAAAUAUAAACAAAAAUAUUUACUGCGAUUCAAAUUGUUUUUGCUUCGUAAAAUGUAACGCUUUUUCACUGGAAAUAGAAUCGAUUAAUUAUCCAAAAAGAGAAUAAAAUAUCGCGUUCAAACUAGUGGCGAUGGCUCGCAAAUCGUUUGCCCCGAACACUCAACCGAUGUACGUGUUGGAGGAAUCGUUCUAUCCCGAAUCCUGGCGCGAUGACUCACGGAUGGGCGUUUUGCUGUCCGAGUUCCGCACCCGAGCGGUCAACCCGGAAAACUACGACUCCAAAAUGAGAUUCUGGAAGGAACUGAUCGUGCGGUAUAGUGAAUAUAAAGGAUCCGGCUCGGUGUCCAUUAGUGAGCUGAAACGGGUAUUCCGAAGGAAGGGCACGAGUCCCUACUGUUUGAAGUUAGUGUUCGAGGACAUGAUGAAGGAUGGCCAACUGCAGGCGAAGAAUGAGUUCUUCCGAGCCCCGCAGGAAAGCUGGGGAGGUUGGGCGAUGGAUGUGCUGGUGAAGCGGCCUCUGGGGUGGGGCUUCGGUGUGGUGAAAGACCGGAUAGUGGGAAGUGAACUGGAUGAGAGUGCGGAAUUCGUUUGUACGGACGUCAUUAGGAGCCAAUCCGAGAUGUUGGAGAAGCUGAUACUGAACGAGAAUAAAAUAAAUGUGCUCCUGUCAAAAAACGCUCUCUUAGAACUAGUCAAAGAUCUGAACAUCAAGUCCGAUGGAUUGGAUUUGGUGCUGCAUCACUUAUAUUGUCGGCAAAGACUCGUUAUCGAAAAACUACCAUCCAAAAUCGAGCACGAAAAAACAAUCCUCCUAAAAUUCGCAGCCCCCGGAGCUCAAGCCCAAGCCAUAACGGACAUCGAGCGGUCGAUCUACAAUCUGGAACAAACCGAGCACGACCUGAUGAAGGUGAUCGACAAGCUGGAGCAGAACAUCGUCGACUCGAUGGCGGUGGUAAAGGAAAACCUCCGCGAGGGAAAGAAACAGCUGGCCAAGUCCAACCUGCGCAAGAAGCACAUGCUGGAGAAAAACCUGGAGAAGAAGAUGAACGUGCUGGACAACGUUCAGAGCAUGAUGGCGCGAAUUCACGACUCCCAGAGCGAUCGUCACGUGAUCGAUGCGUACAAGAUCGGCUCGAGUGCGCUGAAGAAGGCCUUCGCCGAGACCGGAAUUACGCUGGACAGUGUGGACGAUACGUUGGCGGAAAUGAAGGAGAUCAUGGAGCAACAGGACGAAAUGCAGACAAUGAUCGGCGCUCCACAGAACGCCGACGUCGACGAUCUGGAACUGGAGCAGGAACUGUCCGAUUUGCUCGAUAUGAAUCUGGCGGCCAACCAUGUAGCGGUCGCACCCACACCGGCUGCCCCAAGUCUUCCUACUGUGCCCGGCGCAGGACCACCAUCAGGUGGCCAACCGACUAUGGCGCAGUUGAACGACUUCGACAGGGAAAUCGAGAAGCGGUUGGCUGCCCUGAGGACGGAUGCUCCCUCACCCCCGUCGGACACGUCGAUUCUUGGUGGAACGUCUACUCAAUCACCGACCAGCAAUUUGCCUUCUACGCCGGCUUAAUAUUUCAAUAUGCGCGUCACUAGGAUUGUUUUAUCGUUGUUGAUUGUAAUUGCAAGUUUUGAUUAACACUUUUUAAGAUAAUAUACAAAUAGCUACUUACUUACUUGAUGGGCAACAA